Cynara cardunculus var. scolymus (artichoke) is the source of this 621-nucleotide messenger RNA. RefSeq names its product serine/threonine-protein kinase pakF. Lineage: Eukaryota; Viridiplantae; Streptophyta; Magnoliopsida; Asterales; Asteraceae. The coding region runs from base 102 to 536 and encodes 144 amino acids. The transcript has a single exon. The record is from RefSeq and is a predicted model, not a curated record.
UGAGGGUAGGAGAUCAUGUGGGUCUCUGGACUGCAACACAAAAACCCCGAUAUAGAUCUGCAAUUAACAAGUCGUUAGGGUUGUGUUUCCUUCCAAGAGCCAUGUGGUCCACUGCCACUCUAUCCUGCAGAUUUGGGCCUCCCGCCAUCGCCACCCGCAACCAAGGUCCCUUCACCGUCUCAGCCUCAGCCAGGUAUUCACGACCUCGGAAAAACAUCAACUACGAUUACGACGAGGACGAAGAGGAAGAGGAAGACGAAGAAAGGGACAACCAAAACACUUGGAAGCAAGAAGAAAUCAGGGACUUGGAGGAGCAGCCGAAAAUCAGCGGAUCUGUUGUAUUGUUGGCUCUGCAAAAAGCAAGUGCCAAGAAAACCUCCAAGAAGUUAAAGAAGAAGAGCAAAACCAUGAAACCUGAACAAGGAGAUGCAUGUUCAGAUUACAGCGAUGUGAAGCCAUUGUGCAUAAAGAGCGAUUGGAAGGAUAGAUUGGAUGAAUUGGAGACGCAGCUUCACCAACUAAUUCACAAUACCUGACUUUGCAAUCCCAACUCUGUAUAUUUACAACUUCCUUCGUAAUUAUACUUUUUUAUUUGAAUCCAAUUAGUUUCGAUUGUUUCCU